AAGCUUAUCUGUGACGCUAAUUUUGCUUUUAAAUCCGAGGAAAUUUACUUGCAUGACGAUGCUGUAAAUCAAAUUCCAGACAAUUGAAGAUAAUGUCGAGACUUACUGGUUAUCUUGUAUGCUAUGUAAUAUCAUCAGAUUAUUCUGAUAUAAUACGGAUUUUAGUCUGUUACGCUGUUACGCAUCGGCCACAUAUAGCUACCACCAGAUGUAAAUAGUCUGAAUUUAAUCCAGAAGCGUCUGACAAGCCAAACGAACGCUAAAAUUCGAGAGAUGGCUGAAAAACUGACAGUUGAAGAAGGGAAAAAACCCCAACCGCAACCAUUAUCUGGACAAAUAAAGAUUUUAACCACCUCAGCAAUCCUACUCGGCAAUUUAACUUUCGGAUGCAGUUUAAAUUCGUUCUCACCAGCCUUGGACAAUAUGAGAUCAAAAUAUGAAACGACAAUUGAAGACAUUUCAGUGAUCUUCACUGUUACCACAAUUAUGUAUUGCUGCGGAGCGACUAUAUGUGGCUUUAUUUCACACUACAUGAAUCGCCAACUGAUCGUGAUUAUUGCUUUAAGCGCAAUGACCAUGUCAAUGUACAUGACGCCUUACUGUCCCGACAAGUCAAUGUUUUUCGUUAGUGGUGGCAUAUUGGGUUUUUCAACCGGAUUUUAUGACUCUGCACAAAUGGUUUGGAUGAUCGAAAUAUGGCAAAAUAAAGCCGGGCCAUUUAUUCAAGCACAGAGUCUGUUUUAUGGUAUCGGUUCAAUCAUUCCCAGUGUACUCAUAGCGCCAUUCCUACAAAAAUAUGACCAUUUUAAUGUUGGACUGAACAGAACUGAUUCAUCGCCCGUCGAGACAUCAACACUACACAUCCCAUUUUUAAUGAUCGGAGCUUUAGAUUCUUUAGCUUUAGCUUUCCAAUUGUUCCUCUUUACGUUCUAUAGAUAUCAUACGCCACCCAUGUAUGCUAACGAAAAUUUCGAAAUGAUUGACGACGCUAAGAAUGUUCCGUCCCAGAUCGAACCAGAGUUAAAAGAUAAAAAUGCGUCGAUAAAUCAACAAGAGAAUGUUGCUGCUAUGGGAGUUAGCAGCAGAAAAAUCAAAUUGGUUGCAGUAACGGUACUGUUCCUUGGCGUUUAUCAAGCGAUGGAAGUCUCUACAAUGCAAUUUUUACCAACUUUUGGACAAUACAGCGACCUUAAAAUGACUGAAUCAGCUUCUUCGUACGUGCUAACAGGAUUAAUUGGAAUGUCUUGCAUAGGAAGGCUAAUCGGAGCAAUAAUCAUUAUCAAGGUACGACCGGAGCUGAUAAUUUUCAUCAACUUCAUUUUUGUCAUAACAGGCAACUCGAUUCUCUUGAUCUGGGCGAACGAUAAUUUGCCUAUGUUCUGGUUGGGAAGCAUGAUUCUCGGAAUGGGCUUCUCGACAAUUUUUCCUGGCUUUUGUGCUUUCAUGGAAAAAUAUUUGGUCUUGACGACCUCGAUUGCAUCGUCUGUUCUUGUAUUUGGCUCGCUCGUGUCAUCGAUAUAUCCUUUUAUUAUUGGCAAGUUCAUUGAACGUCAUGCUGUUGUCUUAACCUACACGAAUUUAUUCAGUACAUCCGCUGGUAUCGUUGUUAUGAUUUGGGGAUAUAAAUCAACGCGGAACAUUGUCAGUCGUGUGCGAUAAAUUUGUAACUUUUAGAGAAGUUGUAAUUUCAGGAACAUUCAAUAAACUGGAAACC
Bradysia coprophila is the source of this 1714-nucleotide messenger RNA. RefSeq names its product solute carrier family 60 member 1-like. The record is from RefSeq and is a predicted model, not a curated record. Gene Ontology annotation, biological process: transmembrane transport. Lineage: Eukaryota; Metazoa; Arthropoda; Insecta; Diptera; Sciaridae. Gene Ontology annotation, molecular function: D-glucose transmembrane transporter activity.